AUGAGCCACAACCCCUCUGAGGAUGUAGAGAUGGGCGACGGCGAGCAGCAGGCGCCAUCCAUUGCUCAGGGUGUUCCAGAAUCUGCUUCUGACGCGGAUGCAAUGAUGGAUGAUAAUCCGGACUCUCAUGGACCCGUGGCGUCGGGGUCUGGUGCUGCAGCCGUGGGGGCGCGCGCCGGCACCAUCCAUGCCAUUCACGCGGAGGAUGAUGAGGACGACGACGACGACUACAUUCCCGAUGCGCCUGUCAAGGACGACGAGGGCUCGAGCUCGGAAGAUGAUGACGAAAAUGAGGAUGAGCACGACGAUGAUGCACUGGCUAGUGGCGAUGAGGAGAUAACGGCGCAGGUGAAGCACAAGCGUGUCAACUACAAGGGAAUGUGA
Messenger RNA from Peniophora sp. CBMAI 1063, 384 nucleotides. NCBI's taxonomy places the organism in Eukaryota, Fungi, Basidiomycota, Agaricomycetes, Russulales, Peniophoraceae. The record is from the annotation of a GenBank genome assembly.